Messenger RNA from Penicillium malachiteum, 5070 nucleotides. RefSeq names its product DNA-directed DNA polymerase zeta catalytic subunit REV3. Gene Ontology annotation, biological process: error-prone translesion synthesis; double-strand break repair via homologous recombination. Bases 1 to 5070 code for a protein of 1689 amino acids. The record is from RefSeq and is a predicted model, not a curated record. Lineage: Eukaryota; Fungi; Ascomycota; Eurotiomycetes; Eurotiales; Aspergillaceae. Gene Ontology annotation, molecular function: nucleotide binding; DNA binding; DNA-directed DNA polymerase activity. The transcript has 2 exons. Gene Ontology annotation, cellular component: zeta DNA polymerase complex; nucleus.
AUGGAUCCCUUUCGUGUGCGCCUCAACUGCAUCGACCAUUAUCAGGCUACCGCGUCCGAGUUGGACCCUCCACUGCCCUUUCGAGAUGGCGCAUCUGAGAAAACCUAUCGGCCUCGAGUACCGGUAAUUCGAGUAUUCGGUGCUACAGAAACUGGCCAAAAGAUAUGCGUUCAUGUUCAUGGCGCGUUUCCAUACUUGUACAUCGAGUACACCGGGUCACUCGAACCCGAAGCAGUAAAUUCGGCGAUUCGUACACUUCAUCUAUCUAUUGAUCAUGCUCUGGCUGUCAGUUACCGGCGUAAUGCCUAUGAUCAGAAGGUCGCGUAUGUCGCGCAUAUCACCCUUGUGAAGGGGACACCUUUCUAUGGGUAUCAUGUGGGCUAUCGGUUCUUCUUCAAGAUUUAUGUUCUCAACCCUUUUUACAUCACCCGUUUAGCCGAUCUCCUCCAUCAGGGCGCGGUUAUGAAACGACCGCUGCAGCCUUACGAAAGUCAUAUGCAAUACGUCCCGCAAUGGAUGUGCGACUACAAUUUGUACGGUUGCAGCUACAUGAACUGCAGCAAAGUCAAGUUUCGAGCACCGGUACCUGAGUAUCUGGAAUUGAAUGAUCCAGAUCAUCGAUGGCAUGACCGGUCUAUUGGUGCUGAAAGCAUAUCCGAUGAUCCCGCUCUUGGGAAACAGAGCCACUGCCCUCUGGAGGCUGACGUCUGUGUGCAAGACAUCCUCAAUCGACACGAUAUUAGGGAACGUCCGCUACAUCAUGACUUUACAGAGCUCCUUAAACCAGUCGCCGUCAAUGAGCGACUCGUUCCUAGCGUAGCUGGGCUAUGGCAGGACGAGACGCGGAGACGCAAGAAGAGAAUGGGCAUAACUGACCCUGGGAGUACUCCAUUUGGGCCCGAGGAAUUGAUUUCGAUGUCCGCCGAUCCCAGAAACCAGGCCAGGGGAGGAUGGAUCCACGAAGACGAGUUUCAUGAGAUGGCGCUUCAGAUUGCCGAAGACGAAAAGCGUGAAGAAAACGACAAGAAUACUUCACUUGACACCUUCCUGAAUGAUGAUAAGAAUGCUGCCAAUGUGAAAACUGCCUUGAGUAGUGUUGAAGAUUUCUUUCCAGAGAGACUUGAGAAGGCAACCUUUGAGACCCAUUCCCAGAAUCCUGAAGUGCCAGUUGAUAUUUCUAUCGACGAAGAAUUUAUUCUCUCUCAACCGAAUGGUCCAUUUGACGAUCAUGAUGACAUAGAUGGAGCUCUAGGAGAGGGCAUCGAAGUCGGACGUCUAAAACCGUCGGCAAAUGCUCACGAAGAAAGUUUCUAUGACGGUGUAUUCGAUGAUUUUGCUGAUGUGAACGCUCCCACCAAUAAUGAGGCCGACGAACAAAGACCUGAAGAACCUGUCAACAGUGUUUCAACCAAGGGUUAUUCCUUAUCAGCAGCCUCGGCUGAGGAUCACGAAGCUGGACCAAAUGGCAUCAGCGAGAGCCAAAUUAUCAUCAAACGCAAGCAUGACGAGUUUAAUUCGCCUGAACAGUCAUUUAUCAAGAAACCCCGGUUCUGGAGCAGCUAUGAGCCGUCAAAGGAAACAGGUCUCAAGGACAAGGUACAAAACGAAAACGAAGGAUCUAAAGAUACCCUACCCAAAAUUGGCUCAUCAUCAGAGCCAAAGUCAUCUUCCUCUCAGAAAACAGUUCGUCCCAAGCUACAUACAUCCGACACUCGAUUGAACUUUCCAGUCGUGAAGGAUCCCAAUGAUCCGCUCACAAUUCUUCGAUUUAGUCAAUCUGAUAGUCAAUCACCAAAGAAAGCGUCAGAAUCUUCUCAACAUAUCUCAAGUUCAUUUCUAUCUGGUUCUGCGACAAAAAAUCAGGAAAAUGGGGACGAGACAACAUCUUCUUCAUUGCCACACUCUUCAUCCACAGUGGUCCCGAUGCCUGAACUUGAGGGGCAUGUUGCGGAACUGCAAGGAAAACUCUCUGAUUCAUUCAAUUUCUCCUCGGACAACGGCCUUCGCCUACUUCGAUUUGCAGGGCCAGGAACAAACGAAGUGGUCUCUACAAUGAAUAAUUAUGAUCGUCCCUCAGUGGUCUACCAAAAAGCAUACUACAGCAACGAGUCAGACGUACCUGAGAGACCUCGACAAUAUGCCGGACGGGAAUUCCGCUUGGAAAGUGAUACUAUCCAAUUUCUCCCAGAGUUUGACCCGUCAGGAAACCUACCGGGGAUGUUUGGAGAGCACUUCCCCAUUUCCCUCGACGAGGAACAGCAAGGAAAGAUUGAUCGGCACUUGCGAGAAACAUGUACCAUUCGGGAAUGGGAAUUCGCAGCCGUUUCACCAACUCGAUCUGAAGUUAUUGAAUGGUUCGAAAAGCUUGAGACGCCCAGUGAGGAUACGAAAACCGUGGCGAUUGCUCCACAGCCUGAAAGAAGACAGGAGCUGCUCUCGCAAAUAGAAGGACCUACUCAAAACCCAUAUGGCUUCAAAUAUUCACAGAAAAGCAAAAAGACCAGCGUGGAGCAUCAAGCCCAGUACAUGAGCACAAUGAGUCUGGAGGUACAUGUGAAUACCCGCGGAAAUCUGUCGGUGAAUCCAGUGGAAGAUGAGAUUUCAUGCAUCUUCUGGUGCAUCCAGUCCGAAGACGAAGAUAUGGAAGUUAACAGCCACCUCCCUGGCGUUCACGUCGGCAUCAUCUACCAGGGUGAGGGUGAAGACGAAAGACCCGAAGCGAAAGUCUCCAAAGCACUGAAAUACGAGAUGGAGUACGAGCCCUCUGAACUGGACCUGAUCAAUCGCCUUGUAGAUCACGUUCGUUAUUAUGACCCGGACAUCAUCACUGGAUACGAAGUCCACAAUGCCUCUUGGGGGUACGUUAUUGAGCGUGCUCGGAAGAAAUACGACUUUGAUAUCUGCGAAGAGAUUUCCAGAGUCAAGGCCCAGUCGCAUGGAAAAUUCGGCAAAGAAGAUGAUCGAUGGGGACAUGGUCACACUUCCUCGAUUCAAAUAACUGGUCGACACAUGAUCAAUAUCUGGCGUGCCAUGAGCAGCGAGUUAAGCAAUCUGCUGAAGUACACAAUGGAAAAUGUCGUGUUUCACUUGCUGCACCGCCGGAUCCCGCACUACUCCCACAAAGACCUGACGCAAUGGUAUCGCAGUGGGAAGCCUCGAGAUAUCAUGAAAGUCCUUGAAUAUUUCACGUCUCGUGCACAGAUGAACCUCGAGAUUCUCGAAGCCAAUGAGUUGAUCCCACGUACAAGUGAGCAAGCCCGGCUACUCGGAAUUGAUUUCUCUUCCGUUUAUUAUCGAGGGUCUCAAUUCAAAGUUGAGUCGCUCAUGUUUCGAAUUGCCAAACCAGAAAACUAUCUGCUUGUGUCACCGAGCAGGAGACAAGUCGGGCAACAAAAUGCUCUUGAAUGUCUCCCACUUGUAAUGGAGCCGCAAAGCGACUUCUACACAAGCCCUGUCUUGGUUCUGGACUUCCAGUCCCUCUAUCCCAGCGUCAUGAUUGCAUACAACUACUGCUACUCCACAUUCCUAGGCAGGGUAGCAUCCUGGCGAGGUCGGAGCAAGAUGGGAUUCCUUGACUAUGAGCGACAGCCACGACUCCUGGAACUCUUCAAAGAUAAAAUCAACAUCUCGCCCAAUGGCAUGAUGUACGCCAAGCAAGAAGUGCGACAGUCCUUGCUAGCAAAGAUGCUUACAGAAAUCCUGGAAACUCGAGUCAUGGUGAAAACAGGCAUGAAGGCCGACAAGGACGACAAAAUUCUUCAACGUCUCCUUAACAACCGUCAACUAGCUCUCAAGUUAAUUGCAAAUGUCACAUACGGGUACACAUCAGCAUCUUUCUCCGGGCGAAUGCCGUGCUCUGAAAUCGCAGACAGUAUCGUCCAAACCGGCCGUGAGACACUCGAAAAAGCCAUAGCACUUAUUCACUCCGUCGAAAGAUGGGGUGCAGAAGUAGUCUAUGGCGACACAGACAGUCUAUUCAUCCAUCUCAAAGGCCGAACCCGCGAACAAGCCUUCGACAUCGGCGAAGAAAUCGCCCAAGCAGUCACAGACACGAACCCACGACCCAUCAAACUAAAAUUUGAAAAAGUCUACCACUCUUGCGUCCUACUCGCGAAGAAACGUUACGUGGGCUUCAAAUACGAACAUCGGAAUCAGACUGAGCCCGAAUUCGAUGCCAAGGGUAUCGAGACAGUUCGCCGUGAUGGAACACCAACAGAACAGAAAAUCGAGGAAAAAGCCCUCAAGAUCCUUUUCCGCACUGCAGACCUGAGUCAAGUAAAAUCCUAUUUCCAGCGCCAGUGCACGAAAAUAAUGCAGGGUCGAGUCUCCAUCCAGGAUUUCUGUUUCGCAAAGGAAGUUCGUCUGGGCUCGUAUAGUGAUCGUGGCACACUCCCUGCUGGUGCGAUGAUUAGUACUAAGCGUAUGAUUGAGGAUCCACGUCUAGAACCACAGUCCGGUGAACGUGUUCCUUAUGUGGUUAUCACCGGCGCGCCAGGCUCACGACUCGUGGAUCGUUGCGUAGCACCUGAGACCUUGCUUCAUGAUGCUCAGCUUGAUCUUGACGCAGAGUACUACAUCACGAAAAAUAUUAUUCCGCCCCUCGAGCGCAUUUUUAACCUUGUCGGUGCGAACGUGCGCCAGUGGUAUGAUGAGAUGCCCAAGUUUCAGCGGAUUCGGCGAGUUGAUGUCUCUUCGAGGAAUAAGGAGAUGGGAAUUAUGAAACGGACGCUGGAAUCGUAUAUGCGGUCAUCGUCGUGUAUCAUUUGCAGGGCGAAGUUGGCGGAUGCUACUGUUCCUCUUUGUAAUGAAUGUCUUCAGCGUCCACAUUUGACGCUCCUGGAUGUUGUUUCAAGACUUCAACGCGCUGAGAAGCGAGUUGUUGAUCUUGAGACUGUGUGUCGGUCUUGUAUGGGCGUCUCACCCGUUGAUGACGUGAAGUGUGAUAGCUUGGACUGUCCUGUUUUCUAUGCACGCAGCCGCGACGCGACUCAUUGGCGUCAUUCAAAAGCUGUGUUGGAACCAGUGGUUGAAAUCUUGGAGAAGAAGGGAGAUGAGGGGUUGGAUUGGUGA